ACGAUAAUGAUAUUUGAGAUAAGCGAGAGUUUAAAAUUGAGAAUAAGAAUUGAGAAUUCUUAGUUUUUCUUUUGUAAUUGGUGCUAGAAUACACAUAAAUGAGAUUUUUAAGUAAAUAGCUUAUUCAGAAAUGCAGUCAUGGCUAAAAUCUAGACGAUCGUAUUCAUCACUACAAUAUGAUGACGAUUUUAAGGAUAAACCAAAGUAUAGUCUUCCCAGUAACAACAUGAAUAGAAUUUGUGGUCGCCUUCCAAUUAUUUUGAAUAUUGUUAUUUUAACAUUAAUAAUUGGUAUUAUUAUAACAACUAUCAAUAUAUAUGAAUUGCAUAGAAUGCAAAAAGAACAUUAUUCAUUGCAUCAUAAUUUACCAGUUGCUAAUGUUAAAACUGAAACUUUUCAAUGCACUAAACCAAUUGCAUGGAUCCAUGGAAGAAAUCUUGAAAGUGGCUAUCUCAAGCAUGUAUUUAUUGUUUUUGAAAGACUUGGUUAUGAAAUUAAUAACAGCAGUUCUGAUUGGGACGUUCUUUGGGCACACGAUUAUCCUUUUUCAGAAUUAUCCUCUAUAAUGUUGCAUUUAAAACAUUAUCAAAAAGUAAAUCAUUUUCCCGGAUCUGGAUAUGUUACUAAUAAAGUAAGUCUAGCAACAUCAAAUUUGAAGCACAUUCCUGCUGCUUUUCAAAUACCAGAUGAUAAGGAAAAGUUUUUACAAUAUGCUAAGAGUAAUAUGCAGAAAAUGUGGGUUCAAAAGAGCAAUAAUCAUCGGGGAAUUAUUGUGAAUAAAGUUGGAAAUCUGGAUUUGGAAAGUGAAGGUACAUUUGUGCAGGAAUAUAUUAGCAAUCCUUAUCUUAUUGAUGGAAGAAAAUUUGAUAUUGGUGUUUAUACUAUUUUAACAUCUAUCAAUCCACUGAGAGUAUAUGUUUACAGUGGAGAUGUUCUGUUAAGAUUUUGUUCAAAGGAUUAUUAUCCAUUUAGUGCUGCAAAUCUUGAUUCUUAUGUUGUUGGUGAUGAUUACACCCCAAUUUGGAAAAUUCCAUCAUUGCAUAAAUAUUAUGUUAAUUUAGGACAUUCCAUGAAAGAAUCCUUGAAUGCACACAUCAGAUCACAAGGUAAGUUAAAGUAUUUUGCAAAAAAAGUGCAAAAUACAGAUAUUGCUAAUAUGUCUCCAAAUCUUUCUUCUGCUCAUUUUUCACAGAACAGAUUAUUAUAUGAACAAGUGAUUUAUAAUUUAUUAAGUGUAGUGGGUUUAACAAGAAUUAUUAAUCCUAGCUAUAUAAAAUCAAGAUCUGAAAAUGAAAAGGUUAUGCAAGUGUCUUCAGCUGAUAUUUAUGUAUUUUCUGAUUUAUGUGCAUCAAAGUCUUGCCAAGAAACUUGUUCAUCUUAUAUUUGUCGUCUUUGUAAACGUUGUCUCAGCAUAGAAGAAGAACAAAUAUUUAAAGAUGCAUAUCUAGAACAUGUUAAUAGAAAAAGUUGCCUUAGAAUUCUGCCACCUCAAACAACACAAAAUCUAUUGGAUGUGAAUAAAGAAUUUGAGCAUCUGAAUGAAAGAAAUCAGCUAAUGGCUUAUUGGUUUAAAGGAAAAUGUUUAAAUGAUAUAACAUGGUGUAGUUAAGUUUAUAUAUAAUUAAUUAUAAGUAAUUAUAAUUAUAGGAAAAUUCAGAAAUUUUAAAAUAAUAAAUGGAGAAGUACAAUAAAGAAGCACAAAAGUAUCAGUACAAAAUAAGCCUUAAGAUUUUUAGUAGAGUUACUAAUUCUGUUAUUAAAAUUAAAUGCAAAUGCUCAUAGAAUAUAAAAUUUAAAAAAAAAAUAAAGAAUAAGUAUGAAAGACUAAAUAAAUAUAGAAGUUACUAAUUCUUUGCAAAUAUCAAUGUAAUUUGUCUAAAUAAUUAUAUUACAAGCAUAUUUUUAUUCUUUUAGAGUAAAUAAAAUUCAUUUCAUACAUCUUUAUUUAUAUUGAUAUAGGGACAAUGAAAUACUUUACCUAAUUCAUCUGAUUAAAACUUUUGGAUAUUGAUUUCUGUUCUUUGAUGUAAAACAUUAGUUUAAUAUUUUAUCAUCAUUAAAAAAGUGGUUAAAAAGUAUUUAAUAAAAAUUUUGUGGUGGUUAUUUUUAAGAAAUGACAUUAUUUAUUGAUCCAUGUUUAAAGUAUA
Messenger RNA from Centruroides sculpturatus (bark scorpion), 2147 nucleotides. RefSeq lists its product as uncharacterized. The coding region runs from base 131 to 1609 and encodes 492 amino acids. NCBI's taxonomy places the organism in Eukaryota, Metazoa, Arthropoda, Arachnida, Scorpiones, Buthidae. The transcript is spliced from 12 exons. The record is from RefSeq and is a predicted model, not a curated record. Gene Ontology annotation, biological process: protein modification process.